Messenger RNA from Solea senegalensis (Senegalese sole), 5666 nucleotides. It is a transcript of the gene prdm6, whose product is annotated as PR domain containing 6. Gene Ontology annotation, cellular component: nucleus. Lineage: Eukaryota; Metazoa; Chordata; Actinopteri; Pleuronectiformes; Soleidae. The record is from RefSeq and is a predicted model, not a curated record. Gene Ontology annotation, molecular function: histone methyltransferase activity; protein binding.
GCAACGAUCUGUCCCGGCUUCCCCUCGAUGGUUCACCGCAGCCCGAAGGAGGGAAAAACCUUCCACCGCUGUCCGGAAGUCAGCGCCCAGGAGCCGCACACACACUGACAGCAUCAGUGGGUCGGACAGAUAUGUUGAAGCCGGGAGACCCAAGCGGCUCGGCCUUCCUUAAGGUGGACCCGUCCUAUCUGCAGCACUGGCAGCAACUUUUCCCUCAGACGCAGCUCAAGGUUCCUCUGGUUCCACCACCUCCACCUCAGCUGCCUCAGCCUGACCGCCUCUCCAUCUCCACGGACAGCCUGCAUCCAUCCCGCCUUCACAGUCACCUCCUGGCCUCCACACACUGCAGCUCCUCUUCUUCUUCCUCUUCUACGUCCUCCUCAGCAGCUUCUUCUUCAGCAGCCGUCGCAGCAGCUCUCACUCCAUCCUCCUCUAUCUCCAUCUCUGCCUCCGCUGGGCUCUCUCAGCUGCCUGUGCCCCAGCAGAUCGCACUCUUUGGACAGGCCUUGGCCCCAGUGUGUGCUGGGCCUGGAGGUCCUGGAGGAGGAGGAGGACCAGGAGGAGGUGGAGUAGGAGAUCUGGUGGUUGUUGUCCCCCCAGAAAACCAGCAGGGUCAUCAUCACAACCCAGUGGCAGCAGUGGGGCUCCUCCAUCAGGCCAAAGAGCAGAGCUGUGGGGGGGGGGUGGUGUCGUCCAGCGUGAAGAGCAGCAGUGGGGGAAGCGGAGGAGGCGGAGGAGGGGAGGACAGCGGGAAAGGAGCGACAGCGAGGUUCAAGCUCACGUCGGAGGAGCUGGACUACUACCUGUAUGGACAACAAAGGAUGGAAAUCAUCCCACUGAGCAACCACACAGGAGAGCUCAACAACCGUUGCGACAUGUGUGCAGACAACAGGAAUGGCGAGUGUCCGAUGCACGGUCCCCUUCACUCCCUACGUCGUCUUGUCGGCACCAGCAGCUCAGCGGCACAGGUCGCUCUGCCGGACGUUCCUGAUUGGCUGAGAGAUUUGCCCAGAGAGGUGUGUCUGUGCACCAGCACAGUUCCUGGUCUGGGUUAUGGAAUCUGUGCGGCUCAGAGGAUUCCUCAGGGAACCUGGAUCGGACCGUUCCAGGGCGUCCCUCUGAUGCUGGACAAACUGCAUUCUGGAGCAGUGAGGAACUCGCGCCACCUGUGGGAGAUCUACGACGCAGAGGGGACAUUACAGCACUUUAUCGAUGGUAAUGAUCCCAGUAAAUCCAGCUGGAUGAGAUACAUUCGCUGUGCCAGACACUGUGGGGAGCAGAAUAUGAUGGUUGUACAGUACAGGUCGUGUAUCUUCUACAGAGCGUGCAUGGACAUCCCCAGAGGGACAGAGCUGCUGGUUUGGUACAACGACUCCUACACUUCAUUCUUCGGCAUCCCGCUGCAGUGCAUCGCUCAGGAUGAUAACUUAAACGUCCCAGGCACAGUGAUGGAGGCCAUGACCAGACAAGAGUCCCUCCAAUCCUUCAGCAAGAACAGCAAACCCUCGUCUUCCUCUUCCUCUUCUGCUUCCUCCCCCUCCACCACAAUCAUGCGCUCCAUGGUCUUCCCUCACUCCCCCUGCUCCAGGAGUUUCUCCCUCUUGGACAAGGUCGGGGUUCAGUCAGACUCCAGUUUGAGCCAGUUGGCGUUAAAGAACCAGCGAGUCCUGGCGAGCCCAACCUCAACCAGCCAGCUGAACGGCGAGUUCAGCGACUGGCACCUGUGGAAGUGUGGCCAGUGCUUCAAAACCUUCACCCAGAGGAUCCUGCUCCAGAUGCACGUUUGUCCACAGAAUCCUGACAGACCGUACCAGUGUGGCCACUGUUCCCAGUCAUUCUCUCAGCCGUCAGAGUUGAGGAACCAUGUGGUGACGCACUCCAGUGACCGACCCUUCAAAUGUGGAUACUGCGGUCGAGCGUUUGCUGGCGCCACAACACUCAACAACCACAUCCGCACGCACACCGGAGAGAAGCCGUUCAAGUGUGAGCGUUGUGACCGCAGCUUCACACAGGCCACUCAGCUCAGCCGUCAUCAGCGACUUCCCAACGAGUGUAAACCAGUGAAUGAAAGCAGCGAGUCCAUCGAGGUGGAUUAACUGUAAACCCACAGAGACACGUCCACGUUAAAGCAGCUCCACCUGAAAACAGAACUUUGUCCAUGCUUAGACUACAUCCACACAAACUAUGCUCUGAAUACACCUGCCUUCCACACGACCCAACAUUUCACAGCCCACAGAGGUUUCAAAAAGGCUUCUGGCUACAUUGGAGGUUGAAAGUAAUUUUUAAUCUGGAUGGGCAGACGCUUAGUCACACUCGUCUCACUUUCACUCUAUCAUUGAGUGUCUUUCUUUUUACAUUGUUGUUUCCUGUGAAUUGUUCUUGCUUAGACUGAACAAACACCAGCAAGAGAAUGUCCAGUGAACAUCACCUGUUUGCCAUGUAUUAGUAUGGAUGCAGAUUACUUGGAGCUGAAAACAACAUUUUCAGAAUGAAAACAUAGUAGCGUGGAUGAAGCCUGAGUGUCCCAAGAACAGAAACAUGUAAACACCAGCCUGUGUUUUAUCGUGGACAAAGAUAUCGAGGACAACUUCUCCUGACAGUGAAAGCUAUUCUUCACAUUCAUCUGGUUUAGUGUGGACGUUUUCUAACCGUUUCCAGCUUCUUGACUUCACUGACUGAAUGAUUGACUGAUUCUUGAGAGGAGCAAGGUUGAAGCUGUUUUCACUCUGCUGGAGAGAUUCAAACUAAACCAAAGAUACUUUUAUUUCCAGCAGGAAACAGAGCUUUACAUUCACAUUAUCGGACAUGGAUAUUUAUUGGAGACCUUUUGGAAUGACAUCAGUUCUUCCUCCAAAGAAAAGUCUUUGUUGAAACUGGGACAAAACAACGAAAUACCAAAAAGUCUGUCAGACUGUCAGUCUGUCCGUAGCUUUACUUCCCAGUUUCUUAUUUUGUUUUUGCAGCCGCGAUGCCAAAGGAGGCCACCACCAAAGUGAACACACUGACAAUGCACAGCAACAACACUCACACUUUACAUCACUACAUGAACAAAAGACACAUACAUUAUAUUUAUCUCCUCACUCAUAUCAGGCUUCAGGCACUUUUGUGUAAAAAUGUUGAUUAUUUAAUUUUUGCAGCUUUUUGCAUAUUUGGAAAAAGACAAAGGGAUGUGAUUUCUUAUAGAAACUAGAAGAGCACUCAGUGGAGCAAACACUUCUGCCAAGGACACGCAAAAACAAUGAGCAUUUAUCCUGUGAACUAUUCUCCAUAUUCCAUUGACAACUGCCUUGUUUGUGAUUAAACUACUGUUUAAUUGUUGCUCAGUCUGUGGGAGCUGUGGUAAAACUGCUCCAUCAAUUACCAGUCAAGAUUCAAAGUUCACAAAAUAGUGGAAAAUGUUGCUUUAAUUAAAAAAAAGAAUCUGAUCUUUUUCCUUGCACCCCAAGAGUAAAACAAUCCACCCAGUGUGGUGUGAAGUGGUCCUUGGCAGGGUUAAUCAUAAAGAAACUGGUUAAAUAUGUUUUAUCUUGGCAUUGAAAACAUGUUCUCAUUUGUUGAUUUUUUUGUGAAUUUCAAAAGGCCAGAUGCUUUGCUCAUAACUCUCAUGUUAAAUGUUGUAUUAUAGAGUAUAUUUUCUACGCAGUUUGAAUCCAUUCACAAGCAAUUUCUUAGACGUGUAAAUAGCCAUGUGACAUUAGGAGACACUUUGUAUUAAAAAUGAACAUGGGUAAAAGCACAGUUAUCACAUGAACACCAAAUAGCUUUUGUGCCUGAGAGUUAAAAAAAAAAAAGCUUUAAUAAUGACAAUAAUCUGUAACUUCUCUUCCCAAAAAGUAACAGUAACAGUGUUGGACCGACUGGAUGGAAAUGUUCAGUCUGAAUCAAAGGUUUUACCAAAGGUCGUCACACACACAUUUGUAAGAGGAGCUGAGGUCAUUCCCAUGUUUAAUCUGUGAUUUAUCAGCCUCUUUGUUUAUGUGACUAUGACAACAGGAUUAGCUCAGUCUCUUUGGUAAGUUUGUGUGUCAAUGAGGUCAAUCUGAAAGGAAGAUUUAAGUGAUUAUUAACACACUUAAACUCACUAAUGAGGCAGUGGAUCAUCAGCUCCAGUGAUUCAUUACAGUUUGGCUAACAGAGCUAACCAUGUUAUCACUGACUAGUAAAGCACUUUCUCCAGCUUUGAUGCUACAUUUCUGUGUAUUGAUCAUCAAACUGUUCGAUUUCUCCAAACGUUUUUCAUGAUUGAAAAUGAAACGCUUUGUUUCUGGAUCGUGUGAUAUGAUAAUAAGUGCAGCCGUUUGCUGGAGAUGAACCUCGUGCUUCUGUCUCUUACAGAUGUUUGUGAUGCUUUCUUUUUUCUUUUUCCUUCAUAUAUGCACAUUGAUCCAAUGCUGCAUAUAGAAAAAUACAAAUGAUGGGAUUUUUAUAUGAAGGCUCGGGAAGAAAGUGAGGUGAACUAAUAAAUGUAAAUAUGAACCAAAGCAAAUCGAUGUUGUGUUUACAUCUGUCAGGAUCAGAUGGUGAACUUUAACAGAGAAUAAAAAACAAAUAUGAACAUGAGUAUACAUGUUAUUUAAAGUAAUCCUCUGUCUAAUGCCUCAUUUCCACAUAGUUCUGUAACCAAGUCUUCAGUGAGCUACAGAAUGCUGUGCCUCCUCAAUUCUUUUUGUCCGCAAUUCACCUCAAGUAUGUAAAAAAAAAAACUAGGAUCUCUCACAAAACAAAUCACCACAAUUCUUUCUUGCUGGCCAUUUUUUCCCAAUUGUACAAUAUAAACAGGGCAUCAGUUGUGUGUAUGUGUGUGCUGCCACAACCAGCUACCGUGAUUUAUCCUCUAUACACUAACUUGCAUCAUAGCCUACAAUUCAGUGAGUGUCAUAAUUGUACAGUCUACAUACAUCACACUUGAUUUAGUACUCAAGUUUAUAGAUCUAUAUCACACAGUGUGAUCUUAUAAGAUGACUGAAAUCACAGGAGGUGUAAAACAAUGUGCUUCGACCAUCAGUCAGACACACUUGAUAUUCCAACAACUAAAUAUGUUCCCAUGGCUGCAGUGGCUCGUCUGUAUGCUGACCAAUGCAGGGCAGAGUCUGUGCUUUAGGGGCGCAAAACUAUGUGAAAAUGAGGUCCUGACUCCUUUUCUUUAGUCGUUAUAUUCAUUUGUCAGUUAAAGGCUGUCCCUGACUUGACACAGUCAUAAACACGAGAGAUUAAGACAUUCAUUGUGGUUUAUAAAUGUGAAAAAUUCAAUCCCAAACUGUAAAUAACAGAUGUGACUUCUGAGUCUCAAACUCACCACGUGGGACAGAACCAGAAUCUCCUUUUUUCCAAAAGAAAAGUCGUGAAGCCAAACAUGAAACAUGACUUUGCUGUUGGUGUGAUCGCACCAUAGUUCUUCUAAAUCAACCAAACCUCAGAGACUGAAUCCUGUUCCUGACGAUGACAAUGAUGAUGAGAAUCAUUUCCUCUGUGAUAAGACUGAAGCUGAUGGAAAACUAUGGUCACGUCAUGUCAGACAGAAAUGUGUAUGAAGCCACUUUUACUCAGUCUUGUUUGCAUGAUUUACCCCCCCCACACACACACACACACACACCCUUUUAAAAAAUGAAUGAGAUCAAAAACAAAAAUCUUGUUCCUUAGGAAAUAAAGUUGAAACCAACUCUUGA